AUGGUUAUCAGAGACACGGGACCUGACAUCAUAGUUAUCAGAGACACGGGACCUGAUGUCAUGGUUAACAGAGACACGGGAUCUGAUAUCAUGGUUAUCACAGACACGGGACCUGAUAUCGUGGUUAUCACAGACACGGGACCUGAUAUCAUGGUUAUCACAGACAGGGGACCUGAUAUCAUGGUUAUCACAGACACGGGACCUGAUGUCAUGGUUAACACAGACACGGGACCUGAUGUCAUGGUUAUCACAGACACGGGACCUGAUAUCAUGGUUAUCACAGACACGGGACCUGAUAUCAUGGUUAUCACAGACACGGGACACGGGACCUGA
This is a messenger RNA of Ylistrum balloti, 333 nucleotides long. RefSeq lists its product as uncharacterized. The record is from RefSeq and is a predicted model, not a curated record. The transcript has a single exon. NCBI's taxonomy places the organism in Eukaryota, Metazoa, Mollusca, Bivalvia, Pectinida, Pectinidae. The coding region runs from base 1 to 333 and encodes 110 amino acids.